Hyaloscypha bicolor E is the source of this 1689-nucleotide messenger RNA. RefSeq lists its product as uncharacterized. The record is from RefSeq and is a predicted model, not a curated record. Lineage: Eukaryota; Fungi; Ascomycota; Leotiomycetes; Helotiales; Hyaloscyphaceae. Gene Ontology annotation, molecular function: mRNA binding. The transcript has 3 exons. Gene Ontology annotation, cellular component: P-body. Gene Ontology annotation, biological process: cytoplasmic stress granule assembly; P-body assembly. The coding region runs from base 1 to 1689 and encodes 562 amino acids.
AUGCUAACAGUGUGCAACGACAGUGCCAGGAUAUCGCUGAUAUCAAAGAGUGACAUUCGCUAUGUGGGCACGCUCCAUGAGAUCAACUCGGAAACCUCGACGGUAGCCCUGGAGAAUGUCUCAUCUUUCGGUACGGAAUCGCGAAAGACGGACCCCAAAGAAGUAAUCCCACCUUCGGAUAGCGUCUACGAAUACAUUGUCUUCCGUGGCAGCGAUGUGAAGGAUUUGAGGAUCGAGGAGACUCCUGCGGCGCGAGAGAACAUCCCUCCGCAGGUCCCCAAUGACCCUGCUAUUCUUGGUAGCGGAACUCGUCCUCCACCUCAAGCCCAAUCUUCCCAGCAACGUCAACUACCAGGCCCUCAGCAACCAGGUCCUGCGCCCCCAGGCGUACCUGCUUUUGGCCAUCACCCACAAUACCCGCCUGCAUUCUACCCCCCAGGUCCUCCUGGUGGAUGGGGCCGUGGUGGUCCUCCAGGCCCAGGCGGCUUUCCACCAAUGCCAUAUGGUCCACCACCGCCUGGCUGGUUUCCUGGACCAGGGCAAGGCUUUCCCCCCGGACCGUUUCCCGGCUAUGGUGGCUUCCCGCCAGGACAGCAAGGGUACCCGCCACAACAGCAAGGUCAACCACCAAAACCGGCUCCAAUUGGUCCAGGUGCACAUAAGCAACCCACCCCUCCUGCAGCCCAGACUGCUGAGAAGCAACCUGAACCUAAAAGCUUGGCUCAACCAGCUGCUGAAAUGGCUGCUGGAUCAGUAACAAAGGUUCCAACCCCUCCAGUCGCGUCUAAGCCGUCUCCAUCCGAGAUCCAAGCCGCCGUGUCUCAGCAGCCUUCAACAUCCAAUAUCGCAGUAACUGCCCCAGCGAAGACUGCUCCAACUGGGCCCAAGAUUCCUGGCCGCGUUCAGCCAGUUAUUCCACUUCAAAGUCCCGCUGCUAAUAAAUCGCCUCCUCGCAUGCAACAGGGUAAUGCUGUCCCAGCUGCCAAGCCUGCUGACGAUAAUGCAGCGAGAAUUAUGGCUGCUACGCAAGCUGCCACAGCAGCAGUUGCUGCAGCGAUGGCAAAACUCCCACCGGCUGGACAGACGCAAACGAAUGGAAGUGCGGUUGAUAACUUGACGAGAAAGGUCAACGAAAUGAGAACUACUGACCCAAUUCGCGCCCCAAGACAUCCCGGAGGUGCUGGAUUUAUUCAAACUAGAGGUCGUGGUGGAAGAGGUGGGGGACAAUCAAGAGCUGCGCCUACGAAAGAUGUGCCCACUACUGAUUUUGAUUUCGAGUCAUCGAAUGCCAAAUUCAGCAAGGAGGAUUUGGUUAAGGAGGCCAUUGCUGGAUCACCAAUCGGAGAGAACCCACCAGAUGCGACGUCUCCCACCGAGUCAGCUGUCCAAACAAGUGGGUAUAAUAAGUCGACCUCGUUCUUUGACAACAUCUCAAGCGAAGCCAAGGAGCGAAUGGAGGGUGGUGGGAACAGACCAGGCGGCCGAGAAUGGCGUGGCGAAGAGCAGAAGAAGAAUCUCGAGACUUUUGGCCAGGGCAGCGUUGAUAAUGGAUAUCGUGGUGGAUAUCGUGGACGAGGACGCGGCCGUGGAGGAUACAGAGGACGAGGAGGCUAUAGUGGAAAUGGCCAACCAGGACGUGGACGUGGUGGAUAUCGAGGGCGUGGUGACGCACAAACGACAGUGCAGUAA